GUUUAAUUUGUUAAUUUUAAAAAGUGCCCGGGACCGGACGGCUUCAGACUAGAUUUCGGCCUCACAUGAACAGCAUGUCCCGCAUCUGCAGAUUUUCUCGCCUUUGUAAAGCCCCCUCGAUGCCGUGGCUCGCUCUUCACCUGUCACUGUGCGUGUGUAUCGCACUCCCUCCUGGAGCCGAACAGGAACAGAUGAAUGGAAUGAUUGGUUCAUCAGUGUUACUGGAUCCUAAAGUCAAAGCUGAUCCCAGCAAGCAGGAAAUAAUUUGGACGUUCAUCGCCAGGCACAGAAGCCCGCUCACGAUUUUGCAUCACAUCCCGGAUUACGGGAAGUGGGCAGAGCCCAGUGAGCAGUUCAGGUCACGUUUACAAUUUAUUCCAUCCAACGGCUCUCUGAUGAUAAAUGGAUUAAAGGUCGGGGACCAAGGAGAUUACAGCUUCAUGGCAGCUGAUCGUACACUAAAAAUAAUACAGCUGUUCCUCUUCCGUCCUCUCUCAGAAGAUCUGAUUGUCAUCAAUACCAUCUUCAUCGGUUCUGCCAUCCAGCUCACGUGUAAGGUGGAUGGGGAUCCUCUUGAGUAUCAGUGGUGGAAAAAUGGAGUCCAAGUCUGCUGUAAUGACCAGAUGAGAGAUGGCAACAGGACUCUCCUGAUCCAGAAUGAUGCAUGGCACGAGAGUGCUACGUACGUGUGUGUGGCACACAAUCCAGUCAGCUCCGUCAGGAAGGAUUACAUCCUGACAAGACCUGAUGAGGGAUUUGGUAGCAGCCUUGUAAUCUUGAACAAACACUUCACAGUGAUCGGAUGUGGACUAGUCUGGUAUCUGAUGUCCUCUGGAAUGUAGGAGUAACUAAGAAGAUUACCCAGAAUUCCAUCACUUUCCAGGGAAUUUGUUUACAGUGAAGACUUCCCACCCUGUCACUCACUGAUACUUCGAUUACCAGAAGUGUAGCGGAAACUCCAACACAUACCCUCUGUUCCUGACUGGAUUCUGCCAAUUCUGAACUGCUUUAGCCUGGAUUUUAUCAGGUUAUGCCAUGAGCUCUCAAAUACGGAAGUCCAGAACUUUUUAUCUUGUGCCUGCUGCCACAUUCCUUGUGGACUGACUGUACAGGAGCAGUAUUGGGCCAUUCAGCCCAUUGAGUCUGCUCUGCCAUUCCAUCAUGGCUGAUGUAUUAUCCUCCCUCAACCCCAAAACCUGCCUUUUCCUGUGACCUUUGACACCUUUACAAAUCAGGAAACUCAAACUCUGCUUUAAAUACACCCAAUGACUUGGCCUCCACAGUCGUCUGAGGCAAUCAGUUCCAUAGAUUCCUCACCCUCUGGCUAAGGAAACCCCUCCUCAUCUCUGCUGUAACUGAAUGCCCCCCUAUUCUGAGAUUGUGCCCUCUAGUCUUAGUCUCGCUCACUAUAGGAAACCUUCUAGUACCUUAGUUGCCCAGAGUCUCACCCAGGAUUGACCCAACCAGUUAACCAGAGAGAUCAUCAGUACUUGGAACAGUACAAAGCCAGAUGGACCAUUCGGCCUGCAAUAUUGUGUGGAUUUUGAUGCCAGUUUGUACUAAAUGUUCCCUGUGUAGCAUCCGUAUCCCUCUGUUCUCCGUUUCCCUCCAUUCUCCAUGUGUUUAUCUCAAAGCUCCCUCAACUCCACCGAACUGCCUGCUUCCACUACUGUCCCUGGUUACCCAUUCCAGGUACCUACCAGCUCCCGUGCAAAACUUGGUUAUAACUCGAGUGUGAGGAAAAAGAUGCUCUGAAAUAGGAUAAAAGAAAACAGCAGAGUAGAUUGUAAUUGUUCAAAGGCUGGGGGUGAGGAACAAAUAGUCAGAAUAUCUGGGAUUUUAAAUGAUUAUUUUAUACAUUCUAUGCAAAAAUAAUAGAAUUAACAGAUGCAGAUACACUAAGUGAGAAGGUAUGUGUUGGUGUUGAUUUUGGGUAAGUAACGUGUAAAUAUUAAAUUAAGUGUAAAUAUUAAAUUAAGUGUAAAUAUUAAAUUAAGUGUAAAUAUUAAAUUAAGUGUAGAUUGUAAAUAAAGUGUAAAUAGUAACUAAAGGUCUUGCACUGGAUCACUUUCUCACACAUUCACAGACUCAAUGAAAUCCCAGAAUCAGGUUUAUGAUCACUGGCGUACACUCAGUGUCUCUUUAUUAGUUACACAUGAUCACCCACUUAAUGCAAGUAUCUAAUCAGUCAAAGACUGUCAGCAACUCAGUGCAGAAAAUCAAUCCGGCAUGAUCAAGAGGUUCAGUUGUUCAGACCAAACAUCGAAAUGGAAAAGGAAUGUGAUCUCAAUGACUUUGACUCUGGAAUGAUUGUUGGUGCCAGAUAGGGUGGUUUGAGUAUCUCAGAUUUCUAAACUUUCACACACAACAGCCUCUAGAGUUUACAGCAUGGAGCAGACAUCCAGUGAGUGGCAGAAAAGCCUUGUCAACAUGGGAAGUCAGAGGCUCUGGUGCAGUCUCCUGUAUAUCAGUGAGAACCAAAGUAGAUUGGGAUUUGCCAAGCACUGCCUGAAAAAGAAUGGUAUCCCGAUAGCCACCCAUUUCAAUGCUACUUCCCAUUCCCAUGUGUCAGUCCAUGGCAUCCUCUACUGCCGCAAAGAGGCCACCCUCUGGUUGAAGGGAAAAAAAACCUUAUUGCCUCUGGGUAGCCUCCAACCAGAGGGUGGCCUCUCAUGAACUUCUGGUAAUUGCGCCCCUACAAUUCCCAUUCCAGUUUCUCUGCCAGACUGGUUCAAGCUGACAGGAAGGCCACUGUAACUGGAAUAACCAUGCAUUAUAACAGUGGUGUUCAGAAGAACAUCUCUGAACGUACCUUGAAGUGGAGGGACUGCAGCAGCAGAACAGCAUGCACUCAAUGGCCGCUUUAUUCAGUGCAGGGGGGAUCUGAUGGCUACUGAUUGUAUGUUGUGACAUUUGUUCUGUAGCUGCAAUAUGGUGCAAGAAAUUACUGUUAAAUAGUGCAACAGAAAUGGUGAGGUAGUGUUCAUGGACUACUUGGAGAUCUGAUGAUAGAGGGGAACACCACAGGAACAGAAUUAGGCCACUUGGCCCGUCGAGUCUUCUCUGCCAUUUCAUCAUGGCAGAUCCAAUUUUCCCCUCAGCCCCAAUCUUCUGCCUUCUCCCCAUAUCCCUCCAUGCUCUGAACAAUCAAAAAUCUAUCAACCUCUGCCUUUAAUAUACAUAAAGGCUUGGUCUCUACAGCUGCCUUUGGCGAAGAAUUCCAGAGUCACCACUCUCUGACUACAGAAAUUCCUCCUCAUCACUGUUCUAAAAGGACUCUCUUCUUUUGUGAGGCUAUGUCCUCUGGUCUUAGACUCUCCCACCAUAGGAAACAGCAUCUCUACAUCCACUACAUCUAGGUCUUUCCCCUCACUUUCCUGAAUUCCAGUGAAUACAGGCCCUCAUAUGACAAGCCAUUCAAUUCUAGAAUCAUUUUUGUGAACAUUCUUUGAACCCUCUCCAGUUUCAGCAUGUUCUUUCUAAGAUAAGGGGUCCAAAAUGGUCCCAAUACUCCAAUUGAGGUCUCACCAGUGCUUUAUGAAGUCUCAACGUUUCAUGCCCGCUUUUAUCUUCUAGUCCUCUUGAAAUGAAUGCUAACAUUGCAUUUGCCUUCCUCACCACAAUCAGCCUGUAAAUUAACCUCCACAAGGACUCCCAAGUCCCUUUGCACCUCAGUUUUUUGUAUUUAAUCAUUUAGAAAAUAGUCAAACUUUUCAUUUCAUCUAACAAAUUACAUGACCUUACACUUCCUGACACUGUAUUCCACCUGUCAUUUAUUUGCCCAUUCUCCUUAUACGUCAAAAUAUUUUCUGUAGCUUCUACUUCCUCAAAAUUACCUAUCUCUCCACCUAUCUUCACAUUAUCUGCAAACUUUGCAACAAAGCCAUCAAUUCCAUCAUCCCAAUCACUGACAUAUGAAGUAAAAAGUAUCCGUCCCAACACAGACCACCGUGCAACACCAUUAAUCACUGGCAGACAACCAGAAAAUGCUCCUUUUAUUCCCCAUCUUUGCCUCCUGUCAGUCAGCCACUGCUUUAUCCAUGCUAAAAUCUUUCCAGUAAUACCAUGGGCUCCAUAGCUUGUUAAGCAGCCUCAUGUGUGGCACCUUGUCAAAGGCCUUCUGAAAAUCCAAGUGCCCAGCAGCAACCAAUUCUCCUUUGACUAUCCGGCUUGUUAUUUCUUCAAUGAAUUCUGAUAGUAGUUAGACAAGAUUUUUCCUUGAGGAAACCAUGCUGACUAUGGCUGAUUUUAUCAUGUGCCUCCAAGUAUCCUGAGACCUCAUCCUUAAUAAUCAACUCCAACGUCUUCCCAACCACUGCCGUCAGACUUGCUGGUCUAUGGUUUCCUUUCUUCUGUCUCUCUCCCUUCUUGAACAGUGGGGUAACACUUUCAAUUUCCAGUCUUCCAGAACCAUUCCUGAAUCUACUGAUUUUUGGAAGAACAUUACUAAAUGCCUCCUCUAUCUCCUCAGCUCUUUCAGAACUCUGGUGUACGCCAUCUAGUCCAGGUGAUUUGUCUACCUUUAGACCUUUCAGUUCCCCUAGAACAGGGGUCAGCAACGUUUACCACUGAAUGAGCCAAAAUGGACCCAUUUCCCACAGAAAAGAAAACACUGGGAGCCACAAAAUGAAAUAACACUGCAUACAACGGGUUUUUUUUUGCCUUUAUGCUAUGUAUAAACAAACUAUAAUGUGUUGCAUUUAUGAAAUUGAUGAACUCCUGCAGAGAAAACGAAAUUACAUUUCUGCAUGCAACAAAAACAUUUUGAACUCCAAAAAAAAGACGUUGGGUUGAAGGUUACUCCAUAGUUAGCCUACCUUGGAUCGAAGAAUUAAAAGAAAGCGCGCACUGGCGGGUGUCAGGCAUUGGCAGUUGUGAUGUAUAUUAAUAGCGAUAAAAAAACACGUUGUAGCGGUGUGCUACACGCAGUGCUAAAAUAAAGACUGCAGUUAAAGGUAACUUUAUUUGAACUAAACAGCCUUGCUUUAAAGCCUCCCUCAACCCGUCCCCGUGGGCGCGGAUGCUCCAAAAGACACGUACUCACAAACCCCCGUAGGCUAUCUCCCUUAGCCGGAACGGUGGCUAAUUGUGAGCCGGUUCGGAUGUGCCAGGAAAUGGUGUCUCCACAAAGUUUUCAGAUUGUACAAGAUCACCAUAAUUUUCAAAUUUCGAAUUACAUUUCAAAAGCUAACAAACCACGGGGAGCCGCAUCACAGAGAUGAAAGAGCCACAUGUGGCUCCGGAGCCGCAGGUUGCCGACCUCUGCCCUAGAAUAUUCUCUCUCAUAAUGGUAACCACACAUUUCAUGACCCCCGACAGCUGGAACUUCCAUCAUACUGCUAGCGUCUUCCACCGCGAAGUUCAUCCACCAUUUUGUUCUCCCUCAUUACUUUCUCUCUCCAGCAUCGUUUUCCUGCUGUCUGAGAUCCACUCUUGCCUCCCUUUUACACGUCAUGCGUCUGAAGAAACUUUGGGUGUCCUAGAACCAUAGAACAUUACAGCACAGGACAGGCCAGGCCCUUCAGCCCUCCAUGUUGUGCCAACCCAUAUAAUGCUUAAAAAAAAGUACUAAACCCACACUACCCCAUAACCCUCUAUUUUUCUUUCAUACAUGUGCCUGUCCAAGAGGCUCUUAAAUACCCCUAAUGUUUUACCCUCUACCACCAUCCCUGGCAAGUCAAUCCAGGCACUCACAACCCUCUGUGUAAAAAAAACUUGCCCCUGAUGUCUCCCCUAAACUUCUCUCCCUUAAUUUUGUACAUAUGCCCUCUGGUGUUCGCUGUUGUUGCCCUGGGUAACAGGUACUGACUAUCCACCCUACCUAUAACUCUCAUAAUCUUGUAGACCUCUAUCAAGUCCCCUCUCAUUCUUCUAUGCUUCAAAGAGAUAAGUCCCAGCUCUGCUAACCUUGCUUCAUAUGACUUGUUCUCCAAUCCAGGCAACGUCCUGGUAAAUCUGCUCUGCACCCUCUCCAUAGCUUCCAUAUCCUUCCUAUAAUGAGGUGACCAGAAUUGAACACAUUACUCUAAGUGCGGUCUAACCAGAGAUUUGUAGAGUUGCAACAUGACCUCUCUAAUCUCGAACUCAGUCCCCCUGUUAAUGAAGCCGAGCAACCCAUAGGCCUUCUUAACUACCCUACCAACCUGCCCAGCGACCUUGAGGGAUGUAUGGAUUUGAACCCCAAGGUCCCUUUGUUCAUCCAUACUGUUAAGUAACUGACCAUUAAUCCUGUAUUCAGUCUUCUGGUUUGUCCUUCCAAAACACAUCACCUCACACUUGUCCGGAUUGAACUCCAUUUGCCAUUUUUCUGCCCAACUCUGCAGCCUGUCUAUAUCCUCUUGUAAUCUUCGACAACCUGCAGCUCCAUCCACAACUCCUCCAAACUUCGUGUCAUCCGUAAACUUACUUACCUAUCCUUCCGCCUCUGCAUUCAGGUCAUUUAUAAAAAUCACAAAUAGCAGGGGUCCCAGGACGGAUCCCUGCGACACUCCACUAGUCACUGACCUCCAGGCAAAAUACUUUCCUUCCACAACUACCCUCUGCUUUCUUCUAUUAAGCCAAUUUUUUAUCCAAACAGCCAAGGUUCCACUUAUCCCAUAACUCAUGACUUUCCGGAUGAGUUUCUCAUGAGGGACCUUGUCAAAUGCCUUGCUAAAGUCCAUGUAGACCACAUCCACUGCCCUACCCUCAUCAAUUUCUUUUGUUACCUUUUCAAAAAACUCAAUCAGGCUUGUGAGACACGAUCUUCCCUUCACAAAGCCAAGUUGACUAUUCAUGAGUAGACUGUACUUCUCCAAAUGCUCGGAGAUCCUUUCCUUAAGAAUCCUUUCCAGUAGUUUGCAUACCACCAACGUAAGACUCACCGGUCUAUAGUUCCCAGGUUUCUCCCUAUUACCUUUUUUAAACAAGGGAACUACAUUUGCCAUUCGCCACUCCUCCAGCACUUCCCCUGCAGCCAGUGGAUUCAAAGAUCAUAGCUAAUGCUCCAGCAAUCUCUUUUCUCAAUUCCCACAACAACCUGGGGUGUAUCAUAUUCGGCCCUGGGGAUUUAUCAAUCUUGAUGUUUUUAAGAAGAUCCAGCACGUCUUCUUCCUUAAUCUCCACAUUAUCCAGCACACAGGCCUGCUCUAUUUCAACCUCACCCUGAUCAAGAUCCUUUUCACUUGUGAAUACUGAAGCAAAGUAUUCAUUUAGGACCUCCCCAACCUCCUCCGCCUCCAGGCACAUGUUGCCCUCUUUAUCCUUUAGCGGUUCCACCUUCGUUCUCAUCAUCCUCCUGUUCUUCACAUACGCAUAGAACGCCUUGGGGUUCUCCUUAAUCCUACAUGCCAAGGCCUUCUCAUGCCCCCUUCAAGCUCUCCUAAGUCCUUUCUUUAGCUCCUUCCUGGCUACCCUAUAUUUCUCACGAGCCCCUCCUACUUCCUGCUUCUUAUAUCUAACAUAAGCUUCCUUUUUCCUCUUGACGUGUCAGCCACUGUUCCCUUUUCCUACCAUUUUUUCCUUGCCUCAGUGGGACAAACCUAUCCUGAACCCAGCUCAAGUGGUCCCUAAACUUCUCCCACAUUACUUCUGUGCUUUCCCCUUUGAACAUCUGUUUCCAAUUUACUCUUGCUAGCUCCUGCCUCAUCCCUUCAAAGUUAGCCCUUCCCCAGUUAAGCACUUUACCAUUUUGUCUGAUUUUAUUCCUUUCCAUAGCUAUGCGGAAGCUAUCCAUAGCUAUCCUCUUUAAUAUUAUUGGCCAGCUUACUAUGAUAUUCCAUCUUUGCCUUAAUGACAUUCUCGUUGCCUUCUGUUGGAUUUUAAAAGCUUCCAAUUCCCACUAAUAUUGGCUCUAUUAUAUGCCAUCCCUUUAGCUUUUAUGUUGCUCUGACUUCUCUUGUUGUGUUCUCAUGGUUGUGUCAUCAUUCCUUUUGAAUACUUCUCCCUCUUUGGGACGUAUAUAUCUUGUGCCUUCUGAAUUGCUUCCAGAAAUUCCAGCUAUUGCUGCUCUGCCAUUAUCCCUACCAGUGUUCUUUUCUAAUCAAUUUUGGCUAUCUCUCUCAUGCCUCUGUAAUUCGCUUUACUCCGUGCUAAUACUGAUACAUCUGAUUUUAGCUUCUGCUUCUCAGAUUUCAGGGUGAAUUUGAGCGUUCUUUUACCUUAGGCUCUCUAAUUAAUUCUGGUUCAUUGCACAACACUCAAUUCAGAAUAGCUGAUCCUCUAGUGGGUCAGCCAUGUGUUGCUCGAAAAAGCCAUCUGGUAAGCACUCGAGAAAUUCCCCUUCCUGGAAUCCAGGAUGAAGCUGUUCCUAACAUGUCGUUUGUAGUAUUUCGGGUUCCUAUGGUGCUUUCUUGAGUCACGGGCUCUUGCUGACGUCUUCAGGUUCCAGUUCCUCUUUGUGAUGCUUUCUUUUUGUCAUGUUCAUGCAGACAGCUCAGAAGGAAUUCUGUCCUGGGGUAAUUCUAUAAUAUAUUGAUUUUAAAAGUGUAUGAUAUCUCUUCCUGUUUCACUGCAUCUGUGCCUGAAUGCAUCAGUACACAAGUUUGGAAUGAUUACUCCCCCGCGCCCGGAUACAUCGGUACACAGGUUCUGAAUGAUUACUCCCCCGCGCCCGGAUACAUCGGUACACAGGUUCUGAAUGAUUACUCCCCCGCGCCCGGAUACAUCAGUACACAGGUUCUGAAUGAGUACUCCCCCGCGCCCGGAUACAUCGGUA
Hypanus sabinus (Atlantic stingray) is the source of this 8695-nucleotide messenger RNA. RefSeq names its product carcinoembryonic antigen-related cell adhesion molecule 1-like. NCBI's taxonomy places the organism in Eukaryota, Metazoa, Chordata, Chondrichthyes, Myliobatiformes, Dasyatidae. The transcript has 4 exons. The record is from RefSeq and is a predicted model, not a curated record. Bases 66 to 842 code for a protein of 258 amino acids.